AUGCUUGAGAAGCUGGCAAGCAGCACCACCGACGAGUACUUCACUUCUUCACGAGGCCUUAGGCUCUUCACUCGGACGAUGACACCGACAGACCCUCCUCGGGGAGCCAUUCUGAUCUGCCACGGGUACGGAGACCACUUGCGAUGGUUCCUAUGCGACACCAUGGUCAAGUUCGUGGAAGCGGGGUUUGUCGUCACGGGUUUGGAGAUGGAGGGGCAUGGCUGGUCGGAUGGGAACAUCGCGAUGCUGGACAACUUCGAGCUAGCGCUGCAGGACGUCUUCGAGUACCUCAAGCACAUGCAGAAGAAGUUCUCCGAGCUGCGCUGGCUGAUCUUCGGUGAGUCCAUGGGCGGCAUGGUGGCGAUCCGCGCUUCAAUUGAGGCGCAGAAACAAGGGUGGGAGGGGGAGCCGGUCCACGGGGCGAUUCUCCAGGCACCCAUGUGCACCAUAGCGCCUGAGAUGAAGCCUUCGGAGUUCAUGGUUGGAGCCCUUCGCGUCCUCUCCCACAUUAUCCCGUCUGUUCCGAUGGUCCCGUCUGACAUCUCAGUAGAAAAGAUGAUUCGCAGGCCUGACAUGCUGGCGGUUGGAAAGGCAAACCCGCUCUGCUACGUCGGACUUCCUCGUCUCGCAACAGCUCGUGAGCUCUACGAUGCCACCCUAAAGCUGGACAGCGAGAUGGAGCAGAUGAAGACUCCGUUCCUAGUCCUGCAUGGCUCGGCCGACGUCAUCACAAACAUCGAAGGAAGCAGAGCAUUGCAUGCAAGAGCCGGGUGCUCGCCAGAGAAGAAGACCAUCAAGGUCUACGAGGAUGCAUGGCAUGCACUUACCUCCGGGGAGCCAGAGCCAGUCAACGGGGAGGUUUGGAGGGACAUACUAGAGUGGGCUCAGGCCAACGUUUGA
Guillardia theta CCMP2712 is the source of this 900-nucleotide messenger RNA. RefSeq lists its product as hypothetical. Lineage: Eukaryota; Cryptophyceae; Pyrenomonadales; Geminigeraceae. Gene Ontology annotation, cellular component: membrane. The coding region runs from base 1 to 900 and encodes 299 amino acids. The transcript has a single exon. The record is from RefSeq and is a predicted model, not a curated record. Gene Ontology annotation, molecular function: lipase activity.